Messenger RNA from Chionomys nivalis (European snow vole), 1025 nucleotides. RefSeq names its product ALX homeobox 1 (gene Alx1). The coding region runs from base 16 to 996 and encodes 326 amino acids. The record is from RefSeq and is a predicted model, not a curated record. Gene Ontology annotation, molecular function: RNA polymerase II transcription regulatory region sequence-specific DNA binding; DNA-binding transcription activator activity, RNA polymerase II-specific. Lineage: Eukaryota; Metazoa; Chordata; Mammalia; Rodentia; Cricetidae. Gene Ontology annotation, biological process: negative regulation of DNA-templated transcription; positive regulation of transcription by RNA polymerase II; embryonic skeletal system morphogenesis. The transcript is spliced from 4 exons.
CAGCCUUCCUGGAUUAUGGAGUUUCUGAGUGAGAAGUUUGCCCUGAAAAGUCCGCCAAGUAAAAACAGUGACUUUUACAUGGGCACAGGAGGCGCGUUGGAGCACGUUAUGGAGACCCUGGACAAUGAGUCCUUUUACGGCAAAGCAACGGCAGGCAAAUGCGUGCAGGCCUUCGGGCCGCUGCCGAGAGCUGAGCAUCACGUGCGUCUGGACAGGACCUCGCCCUGUCAGGACAGCAGCGUAAACUAUGGGAUCACCAAAGUGGAAGGACAGCCCCUUCACACCGAGCUGAAUAGAGCAAUGGACAGCUGCAACAACCUCAGGAUGUCUCCCGUGAAAGGGAUGCCAGAGAAGGGCGAACUGGAUGAACUUGGGGACAAAUGUGACAGCAACGUAUCCAGCAGCAAAAAGCGGAGACACAGAACUACCUUCACCAGUUUGCAGCUGGAGGAACUAGAAAAGGUCUUCCAAAAAACCCAUUACCCGGAUGUAUAUGUCAGAGAACAGCUUGCACUGAGAACAGAGCUCACUGAGGCCAGGGUCCAGGUUUGGUUUCAAAAUCGAAGGGCCAAGUGGAGAAAAAGAGAACGUUAUGGCCAAAUCCAGCAAGCUAAAAGCCAUUUUGCUGCCACCUACGACAUAUCAGUUUUGCCGAGGACUGACAGCUACCCGCAGAUUCAGAACAAUUUGUGGGCAGGAAAUGCAAGUGGUGGUUCUGUGGUUACUUCAUGCAUGUUACCACGUGACGCGUCCUCCUGCAUGACACCUUAUUCUCACUCGCCUCGGACAGAUUCCAGUUACACGGGGUUUUCAAACCACCAGAACCAGUUUGGUCACAUGCCCCUCAACAAUUUUUUCACUGACUCUCUUCUCACUGGGGCUACCAACGGACAUGCAUUGGAAACAAAGCCAGACUUUGAAAGGAGGUCUUCCAGUAUCGCCGUUCUGAGAAUGAAGGCGAAGGAGCACACCGCCAAUAUUUCAUGGGCCAUGUAACAUACAGUACUCUUUUAUUUUAUCUUCUA